This is a messenger RNA of Schizophyllum commune H4-8, 2703 nucleotides long. RefSeq lists its product as uncharacterized. The coding region runs from base 1 to 2703 and encodes 900 amino acids. The record is from RefSeq and is a predicted model, not a curated record. Lineage: Eukaryota; Fungi; Basidiomycota; Agaricomycetes; Agaricales; Schizophyllaceae. The transcript is spliced from 9 exons.
AUGGCGUCUCUGUCCAUUUCUCUGAAUCUUCCCGUGGCGACUUGGGAGGCGUUGCUGAAUGCGUCCUGGCAGGCCUCGUGUGCCGAUUCAGCUGCGGAAUUGGUGAGAGCGGUGCGUGCGGAGAGGGACAGCAUUGCGGUUUCCCUCCGGCGUCAUCGUUCGACAUCCAUGGCGUCCCUUCAUGGACGGCCCCGCGCGCGCUCUCUGUCGUCUGCGCUUCCAAACAACACCGACCUAGGACCUUUCCAUCCCCGACCGCAAGCUGGGUCGCCGUCGCCGGCCGCCGAGCAGUGGGCCCCUCGGCCAACGUCGCCUGGGGUCAACCACGCUGAAGACUGGCCAAAGCUGCUGUCCGAAGCUUCUUUCUCCGACGACACCGCGUCAGUCUGUACCGCCGAACCAGAGCAAUUUUAUGUGCGUUUCUCCCCUGCGUCUUACUCCCUGGUCAAACUCACACUGGAACAGUCUACUUCAUCAGCUCGCCCUGAGACACAUCUGUACGACGUCUGUAACCCGGUAGAAGAGCUGUCAAUGAUCCGGAAUAGCGGGUGCGAUUCUAGGCUAUCCGCGCCGUCGUCCUCGGGUCCGCCUUCGCCGCUCACUGAGUACUCUGACGACGAGGACUCGCCGACCAGAAACCGUUGUAUUCAAAGCCCGCGUCGCACGAGGCUCCGCUCCAGGGGACGCGCUGAUCGCGACGAACGAGACAGCGCGCGGGAAGACUCCUCCCCGUCCCCCGCGCCUCGCAACCGAAAACGUCGGCGCCGUUCUAAGGAGAAGCAGGCCCGACGCCAUGUCCGCCCGCGCACAAACUCUGUAAGGCUGGAAGGUGACAAGCAGCACAAGAACUGGACAUUGGUCGAUGGUCCUGUACCUCUGACAGAGGGCGCGUCUUUGUUGGUGGAGCAGGUGUGCGGGCAGAAUGACGCGCAGCGUGUCAGCCGUAUAGCCGCUUUGUUCGGAGUGGUUGAUAACCUAUCCAACGCUGCCGUUUUGGCGGCGCCAUCUUCACCUCUGAACCUCGCCAGCAUCGCCGCUAUGGUCACGAGGUUGGAGAGGAGUGCAUCCGAGAUGGAACUCGCCCUCUGCAUGGGCUACAUACAGCUGGUGCUGAACGUAGAUCAUCUCGACCGCGAGGCUCGUCAGACUCGUCAGAAGAAUGGUUCAAGGGACGCUCGGCGUAAGCAACGCGCACGCGCAGCGCAGGGUGCUCUACCCCAUGGCGCCAAUAGGGCCGAGCUAGCGCGCUCAGCUGGCGUAUCGAAGUCGACGCUGGAGAGAUGGUUGGGCAUGGGGACACGGCUUCUCUAUCUGUGCAUGGCCGGCACCCCGCUCAUCCUAUUCGCGCUGUCUUCGUGCGCAUUCUUAGGCGAGUGUCGCAGUGGACGCUAUACAACUUACCAUGAUAUCAUGGCCAUGGGUCUUCCAUUCCGUGAGCCGGACGAGCAAACGGCUGCUGGCCGGCUCGUCCGCAAUCACUACCUUCCCCUCCUGCGUUGGAUGCAGCAAGAAGCCACCGGCAAAAGCAACCUCCGUCUCUACGAUCCGAGCACCGCCGCUUACCAUCAUCUCUCGGACUUCGACUUCUGGGACGCUCGAUUUGGGGAGGUUCAGCUGAAUUGCUUUCGUCUGCCGCCCCGUUCGUACAAGUGGGAGGAUUAUACGUCUCUGGCGCCACAACAACCGUCAGCCUGUCCGCUUCCUGCCGCGCUAACCAUCAACACCGGCCGACCUUUCCCUUCCGAGCCGUGCCCAGUCACUGGGGACAACCGGCGGGCGUGGACCGAGGCUCAGCGGAAGAAGGUCGAUAAGUGCGCUGUGCGCGUUGAAACGAAGGAGGAGCUGAAACGCAAGCUGCGGGAAGGCGGUGACGAUUAUAUUGUCCUGGAUCCCGGUAUCCUAGACGGGAUGCCUCUCGAUCUUCGGGCAGGCACUGGCGACCGCAUAGCCUUCGUAGUACCUAUUGAAGGAUCUCAGCCCGGGAGACCUGAUCUCAGGGAAUUGCUGGACAGCGUUGUCGAUCGCAUACAGUGCUUACUGCCGUCGGACUUCGAUACUGUGGACAGCUCAGCGGAAGAGUACAAAGGUUUUGUUGCCAUCCACUUCACCAUAUAUUGCAAGUACUCCGAGCACGGCAACGAGAACCUGCCGCCUCCCGAGGCCGCGCAUCCGACUCGGAUUUCCAGGGAGGGAGGAACACGAGUGAACGUGAAUAUGCGUGUCCCGCGUCAGUCUCACGAGAUACGCGAAGAUCCUCUGGGCUACCAGGCUAUCGCCACCAUGCUCAAACCGCUAUUUGCGUGGGUGUCCGAAAAUGUUAUGCAGACGCACCUGGGUCCGGUACAAGACGAACUGGAGCUGUUUCUCGAGGUUCUACCGCUACGAGAGGGGUCCCCUUGCGCGCCCUUCGCUGGGUUCGUGCUCAACCUUGGGGUCGCAACAGACGGCCAUCGUGAUCGCGGUGAUCUGAGGAUAUGCAUGGUCUCUCCGCUUGGUGGAUGGACGGGCGGCGAGCUGGUGCUUCAUGAAGCCCGCCUUGUCCUCGCCUUGCGAGCUGGCGACCUAUUGUUCUUCCCUUCGAACCGUCUCACUCAUUUCAACAUGAACUGCCAAGGCCAGCGUUUGUCGGUGGUGGCGCACACUGAUAGGGCAUGUAACGCAUGGGUGACGGACGGCUUCGGUUGGGGAGCUCAUCUUUCGUAG